CUUAGAUUCUUGAGACUUCUCAAUAUGUUUAGAUUCUGGAGACUUGUCAAUAUGUUUAGAUUCUGGAGACUUGUCAAUAUGUUUAGAUUCUGGAGACUUGUCAAUAUGUUUAGAUUCUGGAGACUUGUCAGUGUGCUAAGAUUCUGGAGACUUGUAAAUAUUCUUAGAUCAUGA
Molecule: messenger RNA, 174 nt
Organism: Lottia gigantea (owl limpet)
Lineage: Eukaryota; Metazoa; Mollusca; Gastropoda; Lottiidae
Exons: 1
Source: RefSeq, a predicted model, not a curated record